AUAAAUGGGAAAUAACUAAAAAAAAAGGAAGUAAUAGAAUAACACUUUAAAUAUUCUAUAAGAUUUAAUGAAAUCUAAUUUGAUAGCUCAAACUCAUAUUGACUUAUAGUUAAAAAAUUGCACUCUUAGUGAUAAAUAAGUUGCUUAGCUUAACAAUUGUUUAGUAUAAUGUUAAAAAUUAGAAUCUUUAGUAUUAAAUCUUAAUAAGGAAAAUAUUUCAGAUGAUUAGAUAAAUUAAUUAUUGAAUAAAUAUUGCCGCAUAAAGAACUUUGUUGAAAUUAGUAACAAUGUGAGCAAUGAUUAAAUAUACUCCUAAAUUUUGUUUUUCCUAAAUUUUUUUUACAAAAAAAAAAAUCAUGACUGUCAAGAACUUAGAUUAAAAGAUAUUGAAGCUUAAGGAAAUAUUCUAUUAGAAGAAACUAUGAGCAAUCUAAUUAAUCUAAACAGUUUAUAGCUAAAUUUAGACGGAAAUUAAUUAGGAGAUGGAGGUGCAGUUUGGAUUUGUAAAAUAUUACGUAGAUGCAAAACGCUUAACAACUUAAAUCUACAGCUUUGGAAAAAUAAAUUAGGUGACAGAGGGAUAUCUAUUAUUGCAGAAGGUAUUAGUAGUUGUGCUAAACUCACAACUUUAACUUUAAAUGCAGUUGCAAAUUUAUUUGGAAAAGAAGGUGCAUUUUCUAUAAGUAAGACAUUAAGUAGUUGUAAAAUGUUGACUCAUCUAGAUAUUAAUCUCUCUAACAACUAAAUUGGAGAAGAAGGAGCAUCAGCUAUUUGUACAGUAAUAGGUAGCUGUUAAUUACUUGAGAAUUUAAAAUUUGUGCUAUGUAAUAAUUAAAUUGGUGAUGGAGGAGCAUUUAGUUUUGGAACAGCAUUAAGUAACUUAUAGUUACUUAUUAAUUUAAAAUUUUGUCUUAGGCAAAAUAAAAUUUCUGAUAAAGGAGCUUUAAAUGUUGGGUUAGGUUUAAGUUAAUGUAAUCAGCUUAAGAAUUUAGAGAUAGGAAUGGAUGGAAAUUAAAUUGGAAAUGAUGGAGCAUAAAAUAUUGGAUUAGGUUUGAGCAAGUGCACCCAACUUACAAAUUUAGUAUUUAGCAUAGCCAAAAAUUAAAUUGGGGAUGAUGGAGCUUCUACUAUUGGUACAGCACUUGGUAACUGCAAAUUCCUAACUAAUCUCUCAUUUUACAUUUGGGGCAAUCAGAUUGGUCAUAUAGGAGCAUAAAAUAUUGGAUUAGGUUUGAGUAAGUGCACUCAACUUACAAAUUUAGUAUUUAGCAUAAGCUAGAAUUACAUUAGGAAUGAUCGAUAUUCUACUAUUCGUACAGCGUUUGGUAACAGCAUAUGGAUACCUUAACCAUCUCUAUUUAUGUGCAAUUAUAUCGGUGAUAAAGGAGCAUAAAAUAUUGGAUUAGGUUUGAGUAAGUGCACUCAAAUUACAAAUUUACAAUUUUACAUAAGCUAUAAUUAAAUCGGAAAUGAUGGAGCUUCUACUAUUGGUACAGCACUUGGUAACUGCAAAUUCCUAACUAAUCUCACAUUUGACAUUUAUGGCAAUCGUAUCAGUGAUAAAGGAGCAUAACAUAUUGGAUUAGUCUUGAGUAACUACACUUAACUUACAAAUUUAGCUUUUAGAUCAGAUAAUGACAAGAAGUUUCUAAAAUCCAGAGAAAUUAUCAACUGUAAAAAUAUAAAGUUAUUGAAUCUAUUUUUAUAUGAAUUGCCUGAAUAAAGAAAUGUAGAAAUAAAAAGAUUAGCUCAAAAAAUAAAAAGAUUAGUAAAAUUAAAAAUAGAUUGAAU
Molecule: messenger RNA, 1791 nt
Organism: Tetrahymena thermophila SB210
Lineage: Eukaryota; Ciliophora; Oligohymenophorea; Hymenostomatida; Tetrahymenidae
Product: translation initiation factor eIF-5A family protein
Exons: 21
Biological process (GO): activation of GTPase activity; nucleocytoplasmic transport
Cellular component (GO): nucleus; perinuclear region of cytoplasm; cytosol
Molecular function (GO): GTPase activator activity; small GTPase binding
Source: RefSeq, a predicted model, not a curated record